Molecule: messenger RNA, 441 nt
Organism: Gongylonema pulchrum
Lineage: Eukaryota; Metazoa; Nematoda; Chromadorea; Rhabditida; Gongylonematidae
Source: the annotation of a GenBank genome assembly
AUGAGACUCACGAGUUGGCUGUGGAAGAAUCUCAAUUUGCCGGAGUGGAAUCGUCGCGUUUGGGAGAUCGGGUACCGGGGCCCACCUCUGCCGAAGUUGAAAAUAAUGGGCAGACCGGACUGGCCGAUCAGUAACAAUGCAAUUAAGCAGACGCAGGAGAAAUUCAUGCGAGAAUAUGAAGUAAUGAAGUGCCUGGCAACACCCUAUCUAAGCAAGGAAAUGGAGAGUGAUUAUGUUGCAAAAUACGGGACAUCAGCUGAGCAACGUGAGAGGCAAGCGCAGGAGCUGGAGCAGCGUCGCAUGCCAGGAAAACCGAAACGACGGAUCGUUGGUACUGGCAAAGUACUGAGAGCACGAGCAAAUGUUGGAAAUUUGUUGCACGAACAUCGAACUAUCGAAAGCACCCUAAAAGAGCUAAUUGUCAGACAGCGUUGGGACUGA